ACACACUUUAGAUAAGGACAAUUAGUCACCAUCGAGACCCAGCAGGGAGAGAAGUUUAAAUCAGAGGGAUUUAAUGAGGGUGCUCGGUGCCUUCCCUGAAGCCAUGUCCUCCAGCAACUCCCGCCCCCUGUCGUGCCUAGUCCCGGUGGCUCUCUCCUUUGCUCUGUUGCUCCAUCUCUCCUUUUCCUCCCAAGCUGGAGACAGGAGGCCCUUGCCUGUAGACAGAGCUACAGGUUUGAAGGAAAAGACUCUGAUUCUACUUGAUGUGAGCACCAAGAACCCAGUCAGGACAGUCAGUGAGAACUUCCUCUCUCUGCAGCUGGAUCCCUCCAUCAUUCAUGAUGGCUGGCUCGAUUUCUUAAGCUCCAAGCGUCUGGUGACCCUGGCCCGGGGACUUUCGCCCGCUUUUCUGCGCUUCGGGGGCAAAAGGACAGAUUUCCUGCAGUUCCAGAACCUGAGAAAUCCUGCGAAAAGCCGCGGGGGCCCGGGCCCGGAUUAUUAUCUCAAAAACUAUGAGGAUGACAUUGUGCGGAGUGAUGUUGCCUUGGAUAAACAGAAAGGCUGUAAGAUUGCCCAGCACCCUGAUAUCAUGCUGGAGCUCCAGAGAGAGAAGGCAGCUCAGAUGCAUCUGGUUCUUCUAAAGGAGCAGUUCUCCAAUACUUACAGUAAUCUCAUACUAACAGCCAGGUCUCUAGACAAACUUUAUAACUUUGCUGAUUGCUCUGGACUCCACCUGAUAUUUGCUCUAAAUGCACUGCGUCGUAAUCCCAAUAACUCCUGGAACAGUUCUAGUGCCCUGAGUCUGUUGAAGUACAGUGCGAGCAAAAAGUACAACAUUUCUUGGGAACUGGGUAAUGAGCCAAACAACUAUCGGAGCAUGCAUGGCCGGGCAGUAAAUGGUAGCCAGUUGGGAAAGGAUUAUAUCCAGCUGAAGAGCCUGCUACAACCCAUCCGGAUUUACUCCAGAGCCAGCUUGUAUGGCCCUAAUAUUGGACGGCCCAGGAAGAACGUCAUUGCUCUCCUAGAUGGAUUCAUGAAGGUGGCAGGGAGCACAGUGGAUGCGGUUACCUGGCAACAUUGCUACAUUGAUGGCCGAGUGAUCAAGGUGAUGGACUUCCUGAAAACUCGCCUGUUAGAUACACUCUCUGACCAGAUUAGGAAAAUUCAGAAAGUGGUCAACACAUACACUCCAGGAAAGAAGAUUUGGCUUGAAGGUGUGGUUACCACCUCAGCUGGAGGCACAAACAACCUAUCAGAUUCCUAUGCUGCAGGAUUCUUAUGGCUGAACACUUUAGGAAUGCUAGCCAACCAGGGCAUUGACGUUGUGAUACGACACUCAUUUUUUGACCAUGGAUACAAUCAUCUGGUGGACCAGAAUUUUAACCCAUUACCAGAUUACUGGCUUUCUCUCCUUUACAAGCGUCUGAUUGGUCCUAAAGUUCUGGCAGUGCAUGUGGCUGGGCUCCAGCGGAAGCCACGACCAGGACGUGUCAUCCGAGACAAACUAAGGAUCUAUGCUCACUGCACAAACCACCACAAUCACAACUAUGUCCGUGGCUCCAUUACACUUUUCAUCAUCAACCUACAUCGAUCAAGAAAGAAAAUCAAACUGGCUGGGACUCUCAGGGACAAGCUGGUGCACCAGUAUCUGCUGCAGCCCUAUGGGCAGGAGGGCCUAAAGUCCAAGUCAGUGCAGCUGAAUGGCCAGCCCUUAGUGAUGGUGGACGACGGAACCCUUCCAGAACUGAAGCCCCGCCCCCUGCGGGCCGGCCGGACGUUGGUCAUCCCUCCAGUCACCAUGGGCUUUUAUGUGGUCAAGAAUGUCAAUGCUUUGGCCUGCCGUUACCGAUAAACCACCCUUCAUUCACAAGCUGCUGGUGGGCCUGCUGGACUGCUUUCUUCUCUUCUACCCUAAUAGUACCCUUAUUUUUCAGACAUCUUAGCAACCAGCCUCUGCUCUCCGUCCUGCUGGAGUCAACAUAGACUUGCUCUCCAAAGAGACUAAAUGUUGUAGUGUGAGCUUAGCCUAGGUAGACCGCAUCUGUCCCUAAGGAAAAUGUAGACAGCCUGUGUUCCCAUGCAAAGAUAAAGGUAUAUGUCCAUUUACGUACACCAGAAAAACAGGCUGACAGCACAUUUUCAGAGCAAAUGUUUUCAAACAGCUCCCCAUGAUCCUGUUCACACAGCAGGGUAACUACAAGCCCCAAGCCUUAGCCUGUUGCUGCUGCCCUCAACAGAAGAUGGGGAAGGAAAAGGCUGGGGGGACCUGCAAGAUUCUAAUUAUCUUCUAACUCUCUCUCCUUGUCUGUUUCCUGCUGCUGCCUUGGGUUUCCUGACACUUCUCUUCCCAUAGGGGAACAAAUGGGUGAGUCAGCUCUGGCCUGCUGGGUGAGCUGUUUAUAUAAUUUCCUGGCUGAUGUAUGAGUAUGUGCAUCUGGGUUUCUGACAGUGGCAUCCAUCACUGGCUAUUCCUCUGGGAAGCGGGUGCUUCAAAAGUAGAAUUACAAUCAUUCUCCAGAUUUCGUAAGGCUCUAUUCCUCUGUGAAUCAAGAUUCCCUGAGGCUUGGAAUGGGAGUCAGGUAACAAUAUUCAUUGAGUGGAGAGCAAUGUAUUAGGCACCACAAAAAGCAAUCAUCAUCCUUCAUGUGGCCAGAAGAGAGAGAGUUUUAGUAGAAAGAGCACAUGGCAACAUCAAGUGUACACGCAUAGACACACACACACACACACACACACACACACACACACACCAAAGCAAUUAGACCUGGCCCCUAAACUGAGAGGAUUUCAAAGAUUCAAGACUGAAGCCCUUGGUUUUUUGAUUGACCAAAAGCCAUUUAAAAGGUGUGAGUUAAAGCCACUGUAAAUGAGACUGAACCUACCCCUUCUGCCUCUUCCCAUGUAGCUGAAUCUCUCAGUGGUAUUUACUAGGCAGAGACCCCAUCUGGUCAUUAAAGAUGACCAGAUCUAUCCUACCCCAGCCCAGUUUACUUGAGCAUAGAACAAAGCUUUCAGUUAGUCAGUUUGAAGAAUGAGAAAUCAGUCUGAUGGCAAACUUUAGAAUGGUAGGUAGGAGGCAUCUGAGUUGGGCAGGCACAAGGAGGAGUGAUUUAAAGGUUAUGACAGGGACCUUUAUAUAGGUGGGUCUUGGCAAACAAGCUGCAAUGACUUUCUGUGGAUGUGAUUGUCCUUGGGAUAAAUGACAUGAAUUCUUAGGGAGGAGACAGAUACUUGACACUAUCCUGAGUGCCAGAAAAGCCAAUGACACAAGGACAAGCCUCGGGCAGGAGUUCAAGGUAACUGAAGACACCAGCAGGGACUUAACUUAGAUACCUGAAGUGUAAGUAUUUGGGCUAAGUCUGCAAAGUAAAAAACAAGAGGAGGUUUAGACAAACAAGGUGGCAAAGGAUUCUGUUUGGUGAAUUGGGAAUUUGGAAGUGGGAAGGCACCUGUCCAAUUCAAUGUAUAAGGAAGAUGGUGGAGUCAGGUUUUGAUGUGCUUAUUGUCAGGUACAGGAAGAGGAGCAUCCAUAGUGGACCAGAGCAAACAGGGUGGGAGAGAUUGAGGACAGGCUGGACCCACCAAUGAUCAGCAUAGAAGCAUCUGGACAGAAAAGAGCUUACCCAACAAGGUAGACUGCUUGCCCAACAAGGCUCCCAGGGGGCAUCCUUUCUCAGGAACCAGGUGCUUCCCAUGGAAGCUUCAGCUCUGAAAGGGAAGUCCUCAGACUGGAGGUAGGAGGGAAGGGAAGGGAAGGAAGAGACAGGUGGGCAAGUCAAAGCCAGGAAGAGCAUGAAAAAGAGAAAAGAGACAAAUAGAUAGUUUUUCCUUGAACACAUAUAAAAAUCUCUUCUGAAUACCAGUCAGGGAGCAGCUGCAGGGUUUCCUGACAGUAGCAAAGUAACCAGAGGCCCCUAAUGGGCAGACCCUUGGCUAGAUUGCUUUGCAUGUAUAGAGGUCCUACAAUGAAGUUACUGUAGUCAUCCUGAUGUUCCUAUGAGGCAUGGAGAGGGUCCUCCCUUGCCCAGGGUCACCCAGUGUAAUUUGAGGAAUAAUCCAGAACCUUCCCACUUAACCAUCAAGCUCAGUGGCUUUUCAUGUCAUAAACUACCCAGGGCUUUCCCUCCUGUUAAGGCUCUGCUCACUCAGUAUAGCCAGGACUUUCAGAGCCCCAUCCAAACACACUUUCUGUAAAUAAGUGUUGAUUCUUCACUAAGCCUUGCAGAAUGUAGGUAAUUUCUGCUGCUUUUGUCUUUCUCUGUGUAUUAAAUGCUGCACCCAAGAGGCUGAAGUUUUGUUUGUUUUUUAGCUAAUAAAAAGGGAAGAGGGAAGCACUGAAAUUUAUCUUCGGAGUCUUGCAGUUCUAUCUUCACAACUACCUCAUGGAAGAAGUAUUUGCAUUACUCAGAGGACACCAAGACACUCACCAUAACAUCACACUCCAUAGCAAUUUUAGCACAGUGCAUUUGUCUUGAUGCCCAUAGGGGAGGGGGUGGAAGGAACAGUUAUUAAACCAGUGGGGGCCGCUCUUUAUAGGAAUUGUCUUUCACAUCCACCCACAAAGAGAGCCUGUGGUAAACAGAGCAUCAGAACCCACAGCAGGGGAGCAGUUGACUCUGCUGGAAAAAUAAAGAGCAAAAAGCUCCUCCACCAGCUUCCCUGGGUCAGUUUUCCUUCAUCAUGUAAGACACAGCAGAGAUCAUGGGAGACAUAAGAUCCCUUCAUUUUAAAUCAAAGAAUGGCCUUGUGGAAAUGCUUAGUGAAAGAGUAAUCAUGCAUAAUGAGA
This is a messenger RNA of Nannospalax galili (Upper Galilee mountains blind mole rat), 4783 nucleotides long. RefSeq names its product heparanase 2 (inactive) (gene Hpse2). Gene Ontology annotation, molecular function: hydrolase activity, acting on glycosyl bonds. The transcript is spliced from 12 exons. Gene Ontology annotation, cellular component: membrane; extracellular matrix. The record is from RefSeq and is a predicted model, not a curated record. Lineage: Eukaryota; Metazoa; Chordata; Mammalia; Rodentia; Spalacidae. The coding region runs from base 74 to 1852 and encodes 592 amino acids.